Daucus carota subsp. sativus is the source of this 1007-nucleotide messenger RNA. RefSeq lists its product as uncharacterized. The transcript has a single exon. NCBI's taxonomy places the organism in Eukaryota, Viridiplantae, Streptophyta, Magnoliopsida, Apiales, Apiaceae. The coding region runs from base 136 to 816 and encodes 226 amino acids. The record is from RefSeq and is a predicted model, not a curated record.
CAUCCACAUUACAAUUAAAGCUUACUCGCUAAUCUCAUAAUUAAAGAAGCAUCACUCUGUUCUAGUACUUAAAUUUUGUUGAUAUCAUUUCUAGUCAUUUCUUUCAAUUUUUCAAGACCUGAGCAAUUAGCAUCCAUGGCGGACCACAAAAAUGCACACCACAUAGUCGAAAUCCCCGUCGACGAAGAGCACCAACAGAAAAUUCUCUCUGCCAUGGCCACAAUCUCCGCGAUACAAAACCACCCUUUAAUGGAAAUCUCCAAUAGCCCCGGCCAUCUCUUACUUCUCAAGCUAUGGCAAAGAGAAGAAGAUUUGUUCGGGCGCAAAAUUGCUAAAAAAGAGUCGAGGCUCGACUCGAUCCGAUCCGAAAUAUUCCAAUUAUGCUGUUUCUUCUUUUUAUUCCACGGAUUAUUUUUGACAAUUUUAUCUGCAUCCGUUGCAUAUACUAACAAUGUGAAUGAUCACGCCCUUGUUUGUCGUAAAUGGUGGGUGCCAUCUAUGAUAUCAGUGUCUACUUCACUUGCUUUGGUUUUGUUUGUUCAGGUGAAACUGUGCAGGCACUGGAAAGUGUGGAAGCAGCUGCAGGGAGAGCGAGGCGAUCAUCGCAGCCUGACGAGGUGUGUUCAGGAGCUGAGGAUGAAAGGGGCGAGUUUUGAUUUGUCCAAAGAGCCUAUGAGUGCAAAGAGGAUGAAGAGUUCGAGUGUGGAGAUCAAGUGGAAGCCAUUGACAUGGUGUUCACAGAGUUUGACAAGUAUAUGUCUAGUCUGCUUGACUGGCUUGCUGCUUCCGGCCUCCAGAGUUAUUCUCUGCGUUUAAGCUUUAUUUUACUUGAUUCGUUCAAGAAAAGAAGAUUUGGUGGAUGAAGCUGCUAACUCAGGGUCUUCUUUCCUCCAAAUUAUGAAAAUUAUAGGAGAUUCUUUGAUUUUUCAUAUGAUCAACACACUUACUGUAAAUGAAUUAACAAACAGUAUCACAAAAUAAUAAAGAACAUUCUUUUGAUUUUGAUA